AUGAGCGAUAAGGUAAAUGUCCAUAAAAAUGUAAAGAUGAGCUUGUUUCACUCUGGAAUGCUAGACGUUGCCCAAGAGGCAAUUUUAAGUCUUGCAGGCCCACAGGAGGCUCGGCGACGAGGGUCACACCUCCGCUACUUGCCUGCCAUUGUCGACAAAGCCGUAUCGUCCCUUAUCGGCCUGUCACGCGCCCUAAGUGGGUCUACCGAGGCAUUUGAUGGGGCACUUAACGUUUGUCAGGAUAACUGGAAGAAACUUGGUGAGUCGUUAGAGGCUGCCGAUGGUAGCUUUCUUCGAGGCGAAGAUGCUGUGGCCGCUAUAUCGUACACUAACCAUCUCAAUGAGUUCAGAAGGUUAUGGUUACGAUUAUUCGGGGCGACAUAUUCAUCGGGGGGUCGUGCGGAGUUCCCGCCCCACGUGUUUGCGGUACAUUGGUCGGAGGUAAGCACUGCGGCCAACCUGAAGUGGAUGCAGGACGCGAAAGAGGGCUCUCAGCGAACUCUUGCGGAGAUUGAGUUGGGGAAAGCACCGAGUUUCACGUACUUCCUUUAUAUUUUACAACACACCCUCGCAGUGCGGAUCGAGCUCCUGCGGUGCGUGGCUGAGAUAGUGGAGAACUCCUUUCGGUGCGUGAACGUAAUGGUUGCUGUUCGUUACGUGCACAUGGCCCGAACGAUGCAGCGGGAGAUGGCGAAGCAGCAGAAGUUGUGGGAGGAAUUAGGCUUGCUUACUCCGAGUCGCCUUGCGGAACUUUCUCAUUACCACAAUUUUGAGAGUCAGGUGGUCUGCAAAUUUCCGCGAUCUCUGCAGUCGAACUCUACUUCCUCUAAAGCUUUUGCGUUACCCGCCCUGUUCCAUAUGCGGUGUCCAUUCAUAUGGAUAAUGUUGAACAUCGUGUGGGGUCUGCAAAGCCGACUCUCAUUUCUAUUCAGAAACUGCUUAACAUCCUUUUCCCAUAAGAAAGAGCCCACGUCCCGUGAUCGAUUGAAGGGUGGCUCACCGGCCAUCGAUGAGCAGAACAGAGUGGAAAAUGAGUGUCAGAUUCCAUCCUCAAACGUUACACCUUUACCAGAAGGUGAAAGUGUGGCGAAAAGUGAGGGAGAAAAAGAAAAAAAUGCGCGUCAAAACGGUGCAUCAACGAGCGGACCGCCAGCAGCGGUUCGGAAUUCUGGCCGCCAGCUCCGUUUCACCAGCCCCUAUGACUUAUUAAUGGCCGGUUUAGAGGCUUGGCGCGGUAAUUCAUUUCGGCGCCGUAGCGACGACGGUCCGCGUCAGAUACCAGUAAAGUUGACACCACCUUUUGGUUUAUGUUUAUCUCCUGUAUUGGGAUCAGAUUGCGACUUUGUGCUAACGAGGGGCUGCCGGUGCUUGGUGCAAUUGCUUUUGAGUAUAACACGCGAACGAAACGGGACAACUUUCCUCUUAGUGAGCGACUGCACACGGCGACCUGGGAAACGUGCAUGGUACCGGCACCACUACAAUUUUGGUGCUAUCACAUCUAACAUGACAGUUUCUGCAGCCAAGGAACGUUCCAACGGCGGGGGACAGGCCAAUGAAGAUAGUGAAAUGAAGCAGCUGGAGCACUGGGUGGUAAACUGUGUGUUCCCGCAAAGACGGUUAUCCGAUGAUGCGGAAAAGCGCCUUGAGCAGGAAAGGGCGUUAAUCCAAUCUGUAGCACUGCAGGCGCUUAAGUCACCGGGGAGAAGGAUGUACUUUGUUGGCGAUAGUAACUCCGCCUUUUACGUCCUACGGAGUUACGAGGACAUGGAUGGAGGGCGUUUGUACUUUGCUUUGCUUCUUCCACAUUGCAACAAGACACCUAACACAGGCGCGGAGGUAACCGGGUGGGCUUUCAGCGCCAUGGAAACGCUUUGUUCGAUGUGGAGCAUGCCUCAUCUUUCCAAUGUCGCUGUCCGUUUGGCGAUGAGCGGGAUAUAA
This is a messenger RNA of Trypanosoma brucei brucei TREU927, 1938 nucleotides long. RefSeq lists its product as hypothetical. Lineage: Eukaryota; Euglenozoa; Kinetoplastea; Trypanosomatida; Trypanosomatidae. Bases 1 to 1938 code for a protein of 645 amino acids. The transcript has a single exon. The record is from RefSeq and is a predicted model, not a curated record.